Messenger RNA from [Torrubiella] hemipterigena, 1667 nucleotides. The record is from the annotation of a GenBank genome assembly. NCBI's taxonomy places the organism in Eukaryota, Fungi, Ascomycota, Sordariomycetes, Hypocreales, Clavicipitaceae.
GUCGACGAACACACCACAACCACAACCCAAUUGAGCCUCGCUCGCGCCCAAUUCCAUCAUGGGUGCUCGCGCUGUCUCUCCCGGCGGAGCCCUGCUGCGAAAAUCGCGGGUUUUCGCCAUGCCCAAGCCUCUGUCGGAGCCCAAGGUCACGAACCUUGCCGAGCACAAAUCCCCAACCAUGACCAAGCAACAUCCUCUUCACCAGACCCUCACGUCGCCGCUGGCGUCACGAGAAAAGGGCGACUGGGGCCUCAAGCGCCCGUUCCCACUCAAAACGACGUUAAACACAUCAACGCCGAUGAUCCGAAUCAAGGAGCUCGACACCGUCGAAAACGUGACCGACUUCGCAUCCGCGGCCGACCACUCCCUCUCGCUGGAAAAGUUCCAGGAGAUGCGCAUCUCCAUGGUGCUGCCCCGAGAGCGCGGCGAGCGCGGUCUGAGCUCGCGCAGCGAGAUGUGGCCCAAGUCUGUCUUCGAGGAGGAAAACGAUACCUCGACGGUCCGUGGCGAGGGCGGCGAGCGUCGCUGGAAGUUCCAGGGCCCUUGGCUGGCGAGAAUGACGGACGGCGAGUUUGCACAGUAUCUCGAUAAAAAGGUCCGCCCGAAGCGUGCGCAGUUCCGCGCUCUCCUCAAACAGAAGCUGGCCGAGGACAUCACCGACCGACAAGCCAAGAACGCGAAGGACGCUGGCGAGCCGGCGCCCGCCAAGUUCCAGCCCAAGGAUAUCAGCCCGCAAGAGUUCACUGAGUUCUUGCGCUCGCUGCGUAACGACCGCGCCACCUUGUAUGCGCUCGUCUCCAACUUCCUCGACCUUGCUCCCCUGGGCCGCCCCGUUGGCAUUGUCCAGUCGCUCCAGUCCAUGGCCACAUAUAGAAACAUUGCGUCAGAGAACCCCUUUGCCAAGUCAGGGCCGCCCAACAGCCAUCCUUCCGCUGGUAUCAGCUACCUGCGUACCGAUGCCUACCUCGAAAACCACCCAGUGUACGGCCCCCAGGGCCGCAAGACGCCUGUCCUCGCCCGUGUCUUGUACCCAAGACAAGGCGGCGCUUCUGCCAAGUUUGGUGUUGGUGGUUUCGUUGCCAACUCCCCUCCCGGCGACAACGCCUUUAACGCUAGAAUGCACGGCCGCGGCAGAACAAGUAAGCCUGCUGUCCUUGCUGGAGUUAUGCAGCUGGACAUCGACACAGUUGGUGGCGCCAAGGCAUACGUUGAGGUUUCCAACGCUACCGUGGACCCCAGCGGCAAGGUUAUGCUUCAAUUGAAGGAGUCUAGCUCUGAAGCACAGGUCGUUGCCAAGGAGGGCAAGGGUGCUGCGCAAAUCUACCACGACAAGGCUACGGAAAAGUAUGUUGCACCUCUACUGGACGCCUCGAACCAGGGCGACGAUGGCAACAGGGCAUCUCGCAUGAACAGAGUAAUCACGGAAAUGCUCGAGGACGAGAUGCAGCAAGGCAGCGGUGCCAAGCAGGUCAGCAGCUCGGAAGCAUACGGCCUGGGCUCUGUCAAGAAGGAGUAAACUAAUAUGCGGGCGCCCGAACGUUUUUGCAUAGGGCUGCGUGUUGAAAAAAAUCAUCUUUGUACAUCUACUACCACCAUACAAUAGCGCCAUUGUCUAGCUCCCAAGCAUGUAAAAUUAGAAAGAAUUGAAAUUCAAUUGCACUCACUCA